Molecule: messenger RNA, 885 nt
Organism: Rotaria sordida
Lineage: Eukaryota; Metazoa; Rotifera; Eurotatoria; Philodinida; Philodinidae
Source: the annotation of a GenBank genome assembly
AUGGGUGACUACUCGAAAGCACUUGAAUUUUACGAAAAAUCACAUCAAAUCCUCGAAAAAGCUCUGCCUCCGAAUCAUCCCAAUUUGGCUACUUUAUACAACAACAUCGGUAAAAUGUAUAACGAUAUGGGUGACUACUCGAAAGGACUUGAAUUUUACGGAAAAGCACUUAAAAUCUGCGAAAAAGCUCUGCCUCCGAAUCAUCCCUUAUUGGCUACUUCCUACAACAACAUCGGCGCGGCGUAUAACAACAUGGGUGACUAUUCGAAAGCACUUGAAUAUUCUAAAAAGAGCUUAGAAAUCAAAAAGCAAGUUCUGCCUGCGAAUCAUCCCAAUUUGGCUUUUCCAUAUAAAUGGUUCGGAAAGAUUUAUCGCAGUAUGAAAGAUUACCCUAAAGCACUUGAGAAUUUCGAAAAAUGUCUCUCAAUACGUGAAACAACCUUAUCUGACAAUCAUCCAGAUCGAGCUACUACAUAUAGUGAUAUUGGUGAUGUUCAUAGAUUAAUGGGUAAUUAUGAAAAGGCACUUUCAUUUCAUAGAAAAGCAUUAAAUAUUCAAGCAGAUGUUCAAUGUAAUCCUCUGGAAUGUGCAACGACAUAUAUAAAUUUAGGUGAAACUUAUCGUGAAAUGAAAGAUUAUCCAACAGCACUGUCAUAUUUUCAAAAAGGAUUAGAAAUACGUCAGAAUAAACUACCAAAAAGUCAUCCUGAUUUAGCUGUAAUUUAUCAUAAUAUGGGAAAAUUAUAUUUAUCUACUCGACAAUAUAAUAUGGCAAUGAAAAAUGUUCAACAAGCGAUAGAAAUAGCUCAAGAAACAUUAUCUUCAACUCAUCCUCAUCUUUCGGAAUAUAAAGAAACAUUUGAAAAAAUUCGAAAGAAAAUGUAA